Molecule: messenger RNA, 3904 nt
Organism: Nerophis lumbriciformis (worm pipefish)
Lineage: Eukaryota; Metazoa; Chordata; Actinopteri; Syngnathiformes; Syngnathidae
Gene: taok1a
Product: TAO kinase 1a
Biological process (GO): protein phosphorylation; regulation of cytoskeleton organization
Cellular component (GO): cytoplasm
Molecular function (GO): protein serine/threonine kinase activity; ATP binding
Source: RefSeq, a predicted model, not a curated record
GCGGAGCCUCGGCCCGAGUGUGGCCUCGACUCAUAUACAUCGAAGUAUAAGUUAGCGUGGUGACGUGCUCGGCCCUUUUCUGACGUCCCCUAAGGACUUAUUGGACACUAUCGUGGCUUGUUUAAGGGUGUUUGGGGGCCGUUUGAACUUCUCUGACGUCCGCCCUCGACGUGUUUUGACAAAAAAAGGGAGGCGGCGGAGCAAGCCCUCGGCAGCCAUCUUGGAAACUGCCUGCCGCUGCGAGGGUGAUUCGAGCAUUCUGGCAACCCAGUCACUUCUUCACGCGGCCAUCUUUGGAGCCGCCCGCCGCUGGGAGUGAUUCCGCGGCAUUCUGGCAACCCAGUCACUUCUUUAGGGUGGGGAUUUUUUUUUUCUUUUUAAAUGAACUGCGUUGUCUUCAGGUUGCCAUCGUUUGACAGUUUAAAGAACUGCAAGAAUCCGACGCGCCAAUUCGCCACCGUGGAGAUGACAAGAAAGUUGUGACCACGUAUGAGACCGCUGUCCUGCAGAUGAGCCGUCGGUGGGGGCUACCUAGUCGCUGUCGCAGACCCAGAUAGUUUGGCGGCAGCGGCAUUUCCCCCCACCCACCCCCCACCCAUCUCUCCAUUAUGCCCAAUAGCAGUCGGGCGGGGAGCCUGAAGGACCCCGAAAUUGCUGAGCUUUUCUUCAAGGAAGAUCCGGAGAAGUUCUUCACAGAUCUGCGUGAGAUAGGACAUGGCAGCUUUGGAGCUGUGUAUUUCGCACAGGAUGUGCGAACUAGCGAGGUGGUGGCCAUCAAGAAAAUGUCUUACAGUGGAAAGCAGUCCAGUGAGAAAUGGCAAGACAUUAUCAAGGAGGUAAAAUUCUUGCAAAGAGUACAACAUCCAAACAGCAUUGAGUACAAAGGCUGUUACCUGCGAGAGAACACUGCAUGGCUGGUGAUGGAGUAUUGUCUAGGCUCUGCUUCCGAUCUAUUAGAGGUUCACAAGAAACCCCUUCAAGAAGUUGAAAUAGCUGCAAUAACCCAUGGUGCUCUUCAAGGUUUGGCUUAUCUUCACUCCCACAACAUGAUUCACCGAGAUAUCAAGGCAGGAAACAUCUUACUGACAGAGCCAGGCCAGGUAAAACUCGCAGAUUUUGGCUCAGCCUCCAUCGCCUGCCCAGCCAACUCUUUUGUUGGGACACCAUAUUGGAUGGCCCCUGAGGUGAUCUUGGCUAUGGAUGAGGGCCAGUAUGAUGGGAAGAUAGACAUCUGGUCUUUAGGAAUAACUUGCAUUGAAUUAGCUGAGAGGAAGCCUCCACUUUUCAAUAUGAAUGCAAUGAGUGCCUUAUACCAUAUAGCACAAAAUGAGAGCCCCAUGCUGCAGUCCAGUGAAUGGACUGAGUAUUUCAGAAACUUUGUAGAUUCUUGCCUACAGAAAAGUCCACAAGACAGGCCAAACUCUGAGGAGCUCUUGAAGCAUGCGUUUGUCCAACGUGAGCGUCCUGAAUCCGUUUUAAUGGACCUUAUAAAUCGGACGAAAGAUGCGGUGCGAGAGCUGGACAAUUUGCAGUAUCGCAAAAUGAAAAAGAUUUUGUUUCACGAAGCCCACAAUGGCCCCACCAUUGAAGCUCCAGAUGAAGAGGAGGAGCCAGAACACAGUGUGGGUAGAACGGGUACCGUGAACAGUGUGGGGAGCAACCAGUCCAUUCCGAGUAUGUCAAUUAGUGCCAGUUCCCAGAGCAGCUCUGUCAACAGUCUGACAGACGCCGGCGAUGACAAAAGCGAAGUGGACAUGGAGGGAGACCACACAGUCUUGUCUAACAGCUCUGUCAAACAUGUCAGACGGGAGAAAGCAGCAAAUGACCAAGAUUCAGAACCCCACGUUCGGUCAAAUGAGCCUCAGUCCCAACCCGCAAACCCUCCUCGGCCAAAACGGAACCGAGAACACUUUGCAACAAUUCGCACAGCCUCAGUGCUCACUCGCCAGAUUAAGGAGCACGAGCAGGACUCUGAAUUGAGGGAGCAAAUUUUAGGCUACAAGCGCAUGCGACGGCAGCACCAGAAGCAGUUGAUGGCCCUGGAGAACAAGCUGAAAACAGAGAUGGAAGAGCACAGACUACGCCUGGACAAGGAACUGGAGAACCAGAGGAACAGCUUUUUUCAGGAGAUGGAUAAACUGAUCAAGAAGCACCAAGGAUCCAUAGAGAAAGAUACAAAAACAUUUAGCAACGAUGAGAAGAAAUUCCAACAACACAUUCAGGGCCAGCAGAAGAAGGAACUUAAUAGCUUCCUCGAAUCACAGAAACGGGAGUACAAACUUCGCAAGGAACAACUCAAAGAGGAGUUGAAUGAAAACCAAUCAACACCUAAGAAGGAGAAGCAGGAGUGGUUGUCCAAGCAAAAAGAGAAUUUCCAACACUUCCAAGCGGAAGAGGAGGCCAACUUACAGCGCAGACAAAGGCAGUAUCUGGAACUGGAGUCCCGCAGGUUCAAACGGAGGAUCUUGAUUGCUCGCCACAACAUUGAGCAGGACUUAGUGCGUGAGGAGCUUAACAAACGGCAGACUCAGAAGGACUUGGAACAUGCCAUGCUUCUACGACAACACGAAUCCAUGCAAGAACUGGAAUUCCGCCAGCUGAACACUAUCCAGAAGACAAGGGCCGAACUCAUCCGCCUGCAGCACCAGACAGAGCUCACUAACCAGCAGGAAUACAACAAGAGAAGGGAGCGAGAACUGAGACGGAAGCACGUCAUGGAGGUUCGUCAACAACCCAAGAGCCUCAAGUCCAAAGAGCUACAAAUCAAGAAGCAGUUUCAGGACACCUGCAAAAUCCAGACGCGGCAGUAUAAGGCACUGAGGAAUCAUCUGCUGGAGACCACACCAAAGUCAGAUCACAAGGCAGUGUUGAAGCAACUGAAACAGGAGCAGCACCGCAAACUCGCCAUCUUGGCAGAGCAGUAUGACCACUCCAUCACUGAGAUGAUGUCCACUCAGGCUCUUCGUCUUGAUGAGACUCAAGAAGUACAAGGCCAAGGCCUCCGGAUGCAGCUUCAGCAAGAGCUGGAGCUUCUUAACGCCUAUCAGAGCAAGAUCAAGAUGCAGACGGACGCACAGCACGACCGUGAAAGGAAAGAGCUGGAGCAAAGGCUGUCGAUACGCAGAGCCCUGCUGGAACAAAAGAUCGAAGAGGAGAUGGUGUCCUUGCAGAAUGAUCGUUCGGAGCGAAUCCGAAGCCUGCUGGAACGUCAAGCACGAGAGAUUGAGGCUUUCGACUCAGAGAGCAUGCGCCUGGGAUUCAGCAACAUGGUGCUAUCAAACGUCUCCCCAGAGGCUCUUGGCCAUAGCUUUCCAGGGUCCCAGGAAAGUUGGGGGCAACGUCAACAGCCAUCAGGGAGCUUUCAUGGGCCGCACAGGAGCAGUGGCAUCUUGAGCACAGGCUCAAGCCACCAAAGCAGCAAUCGCCACCAUCACUUAAGUCCUGGGGGGCCAUCUAUGCAGCAAAGCUGGGGGCAAGGCAUGCAGGGUGGUGGGGCUCCACAACCUUGGGGCCACCCAUCAGCUGUCUCUCGCAGCAGUGCUAGUGCACAGAACAGCCCCCAGGGAAUGGGGGGGACACAGCCCGGGGGCCACAGUGUGCCGGGCAUGAGCAGGAGUACCAGUGUGACCUCUCAAAUAUCCAACGGAUCCCAUUUUUCCUACACAUAAGUUAAACAGAUGCAAGUCCAACAGUCAGCAGCAACAAAUACCGGGUGAGCUCCGCAGUGCCAUCUUUCCACUACUCCUCCCCUCCACUUCCUUCUACUGUGCACACAUGUGGAUGUGUCAUUAAACACUUGCUCAGGUCAAAGGGUGCUGCAAAAGUGUGCAGCACCUCCUCACAGCAGUUUAUCAGCAAGCAUACAGGUCAUUUAGGUUUAUGUUACAAAGGCAAUUUAAGUGUC